This is a messenger RNA of Anopheles nili, 2648 nucleotides long. RefSeq names its product ribonucleoside-diphosphate reductase large subunit (gene RnrL). Lineage: Eukaryota; Metazoa; Arthropoda; Insecta; Diptera; Culicidae. The transcript has 4 exons. The coding region runs from base 1 to 2547 and encodes 848 amino acids. Gene Ontology annotation, biological process: deoxyribonucleotide biosynthetic process; DNA replication. Gene Ontology annotation, cellular component: ribonucleoside-diphosphate reductase complex. Gene Ontology annotation, molecular function: ribonucleoside-diphosphate reductase activity, thioredoxin disulfide as acceptor; ATP binding. The record is from RefSeq and is a predicted model, not a curated record.
AUGGUGCUGAAGUCGAACAAGAUGUAUGUUUUCAAGCGAGAUGGCCGAAAGGAGGAAGUACAUUUAGACAAGAUUACGUCGAGAAUUCAGAAGCUAUGCUAUGGGCUGAACAAGGAUUUCGUUGCCCCGAUCGUCAUUACACUGAAGGUUAUCAAUGGGCUCUAUACAGGUGUUACGACUCAAGAGCUUGACAGCUUAGCAGCGGAAACAGCUGCAACAAUGACAACUGAACAUGCUGACUAUGCGAUCCUUGCGGCUCGUUUAGCCGUUUCCAAUCUACACAAAGAAACAAAGAAGCAAUUUUCGGAGGUUAUGCACGAUUUGUACAUGAUGGAGAAUGAGUAUUUGAAAACCAAGUCCCCGAUGAUAUCCGAGUUUCACUACAAAAUAAUAAUGGAUAAUGCAGACCGUCUCAAUUCGGCCAUUAUUUACGAUCGCGACUUUGGCUAUAAUUAUUUCGGCUUUAAAACUUUGGAGCGAUCCUACCUGCUCAAAAUUAAGGGCAAGAUCGUCGAACGUCCCCAGCAUAUGCUGAUGCGCGUUGCCAUCGGUAUUCACGGCGAGGAUAUCGAUGCGGCCAUCGAGACGUACAAUCUGCUGUCGGAGCGAUUUUUCACCCAUGCUUCUCCAACUAUGUUUGCUGCGGCGACACAACGUCCGCAGCUUUCUUCCUGCUUCCUGUUGACGAUGUCCGACGACAGCAUUGACGGUAUCUACGAUACGCUGAAACAGUGCGCCCUGAUAUCAAAGUCAGCCGGUGGCAUUGGGCUGAACGUGCAUUGUAUCCGUGCGAAGGGAACGUACAUCGCGGGCACAAAUGGAAUCUCCAAUGGUUUGGUGCCGAUGCUUCGCGUGUACAAUAACACGGCGCGGUACGUCGAUCAAGGAGGCAAUAAGCGACCCGGAGCAUUUGCAAUCUACCUGGAGCCGUGGCACGGUGAUGUGUUCGAGUUUCUCGAUCUGAAAAAGAACACAGGGAAGGAGGAGGUACGUGCGCGAGACAUGUUCUAUGCCCUUUGGAUACCGGAUUUAUUCAUGAAGCGAGUGGAGGCUAACGAAAUGUGGAGUCUUAUGUGCCCGCAUGAUUGCCCCGGAUUGUCUGAUUCGUGGGGCGAAGAGUUCGAGAAACGGUACGAGGGCUACGAGAAGGAAGGUCGCUUUAUUCGCCAAGUAAAGGCGCAGGACCUGUGGUUUGCCAUAAUUGAAUCACAGGUGGAAACCGGCGUGCCGUACAUGCUGUACAAGGAUGCGUGUAACCGAAAGAGCAACCAGCAAAACGUGGGCACAAUAAAGUGCUCAAACCUUUGCACGGAGAUCGUGGAGUACUCUUCAAAGGACGAGAUUGCCGUGUGCAAUCUUGCAUCGAUCGCGUUAAACAUGUUUGUGAGAUCGGAUCGUACGUACGAUUUUGGCAAGCUGAAAGAUGUCGCUAAGACCGUAACGCGAAACUUGAACAAAAUCAUCGACAUCAACUACUAUCCGGUGCCGGAGGCGCGUCGUUCGAACAUGCGCCACAGGCCCAUCGGUAUUGGUGUGCAAGGUAUGGCCGAUGCGUUUAUCCUGAUGCGAUACCCAUACGAGAGUGAGGAGGCCCAAAAACUCAAUCAGCAAAUGUUUGAAACAAUCUACUACGGUGCCUUGGAGGCUAGCUGCGAGUUGGCUGCCCGUGACGGACCAUACGAGACGUACGAAGGUAGCCCGGUAAGCAAGGGUAUCUUGCAGUACGAUAUGUGGAACAAGACACCUACGGACCUGUGGAACUGGGCGGAAUUGAAAGAGAAGAUUGCCAAGCAUGGCAUUCGCAAUUCUCUACUGUUGGCACCGAUGCCGACGGCUUCAACCGCACAAAUUUUGGGCAACAAUGAAUCCUUCGAACCGUACACAUCGAACGUUUAUAAUAGGCGCGUCCUGUCGGGAGAAUUUCAAGUGGUGAAUCACCAUCUCCUGAAGGACUUGACCGAGUGUGGCCUGUGGGACGAUGAUAUGAGACACCGAAUUCUGGCGCACAACGGAUCGAUCCAGAAAAUUACGGAAAUUCCCCAAGAGAUUCGUGACAUUUACAAAACGGUCUGGGAGAUAUCAGUAAAAACUUCCAUCAAGAUGGCCGCCGACCGUGGAGCGUUUAUAGAUCAAUCACAGUCGUUCAACAUUCACGUGGCUGAACCGAAUUAUGGCAAGCUGACAUCGAUCCAUUUCUACGGCUGGAAGAUGGGCCUUAAAACGGGCAUGUACUACUUGCGUACCAAGCCGGCGGUAAACGCCAUUCAGUUCACGGUGGACAAAUCGAAGCUCCAGGGUGCAAAUCAAUCGAACGUGAGCCGGAUGACGAACGGCGAUGGCGACGCGAGUCCGGAAACGUCACAAAUCGGCCAAAUGCAGCGAUCUCUGCUGAACGGAAGCACCAGUACUCCCCAGCGAAGCGUGAAUGGGGGAGGGUCAGAUCAGCAAACGCAAGAAAAUGGUUCGUUUGCGGAGCGGAAUAGGCGAAUGGCGGAGAUGGUUUGUUCGCUGGAGAACAAGGAGGAUUGUAUGAUGUGUGGAUCGUAGAACGAUCUUCAUGAUUUUUGUCAUUUAUCAGAUUACAUUUCGUUCAUUUUAUAGUUAACUUAACGCUAAUUUUAAAAGCUUCCAAUAAAAAAAACGAUUCU